AACAAACGCACUAGUACUACUCGUUCACGGUUCCUACACGCAUCAAACAAUAACUAAUAAACCAACGUGUACACGACGGGAGUCAGAGAGAGAGAGAGAGAGAGAGAGCGAGAGAGAAAUCAGAGUUUCCUAAAAUAGAACAAAUACCAAACUACCGCAUCAGAGCGAGAGAGAGAGAGAGAGAGAGAGAGAGGCAAUGAAGGGAGCGAAGACGCCGAUCCACUCGGUGGCGAUGUGGGUACGAAGGCAACCGCCGAAGGUGAAGGCGUUUCUGGCGGUGGUUUCGGGCAUUGCGGCGCUUGUGUUCCUGCGACUGGUCGUACACGAUCACGACAACCUUUUUGUUGCCGCCGAGGCUGUUCACGCUCUUGGAAUCGCCGUCCUCAUUUUCAAGCUUACCAAGGAGAAGACAUGUGCUGGGCUUUCACUCAAAUCACAGGAACUAACAGCUAUAUUUCUGGCUGUUAGACUCUAUUGCAGUUUUGUCAUGGAAUUUGAUAUACACACACUACUUGAUUCUGCAACAUUGGUGACAACCCUCUGGGUUAUCUAUAUGAUUCGUUUUACAUUGAAGUCUAGUUACAUGGAUGAUAAAGACAACUUCAAAUCUUACUACGUGUUGCUACCUUGUGCUGUGCUAUCAUUAUUAAUUCAUCCCACAACGCAGCAUCAUAUCGUCAAUAGGAUUUUAUGGGCAUUCUGUGUUUAUCUUGAAGCUGUUUCAGUGCUACCCCAACUGAGGGUAAUGCAGAAUACAAAGAUUGUUGAACCAUUCACAGCACAUUAUGUAUUUGCACUGGGAGUUGCAAGGUUCUUGAGUUGUGCGCAUUGGAUUCUCCAGGUAUUGGAUACUCAUGGCCGCUUGCUGACUACUUUGGGUUAUGGUUUGUGGCCUUCUAUGGUUCUCCUCUCUGAAAUUGUCCAGACUUUCAUUCUUGCAGAUUUUUGUUACUACUACGUCAAAAGCCUUGUUGGUGGACAACUUGUUCUGCGCCUCCCCUCCGGAGUGGUGUAAGCUUGAAAUGCUGCAAUCUUUUUUAUAUAAAUAUGUAGUUCAGUUGAAUCAUUCUACCUUGGCAAGUUGACCAUGUAAUGUCAUUGAUAGUAUUUAGCAGUUAGUAGGAGGUUUAGAUAGUUUCUUCUUGACAUGAUGUAAGUUUCGUGAGCUAUCCUCACUUUUUUUUUGGUUCAGUUAUUUGUUCUGAUUAUGAACUUCACAUAAAAAUGUCAAUUCUCUAUGAUUAUAUGACUAAUUCUGUCAAUUAUAGUUAA
Molecule: messenger RNA, 1272 nt
Organism: Quercus robur (English oak)
Lineage: Eukaryota; Viridiplantae; Streptophyta; Magnoliopsida; Fagales; Fagaceae
Exons: 6
Coding region: 197-1015 (272 amino acids)
Biological process (GO): protein retention in ER lumen
Cellular component (GO): membrane
Molecular function (GO): ER lumen protein retrieval receptor activity
Source: RefSeq, a predicted model, not a curated record